Molecule: messenger RNA, 1504 nt
Organism: Scheffersomyces coipomensis
Lineage: Eukaryota; Fungi; Ascomycota; Pichiomycetes; Serinales; Debaryomycetaceae
Gene: HMT1
Product: protein-arginine omega-N methyltransferase
Exons: 1
Coding region: 295-1329 (344 amino acids)
Biological process (GO): peptidyl-arginine methylation
Cellular component (GO): nucleus
Molecular function (GO): protein-arginine N-methyltransferase activity
Source: RefSeq, a predicted model, not a curated record
GAGAUUAUUAAGUAAUUAUUUGCAUUGUCUCUGACCAGACCAUUAUGAUGAUACCAUAUCAAUUGAAUCACUUCAUUACAACUAACUAUCUUCCAUAUCUUGUACUAAAGUAUACUGUUUACUGGUAACAUAAAUUUAAUUUACCGUAAUUCGCACGACCAUUAAAAUCCAUCUCUCCCUUCUCACUCUGUCUCUUCUCACACUAUAAUUUUUUUUUUUCAAUUUUUCAUCUUUAAACUAUUUCUAUAAUCAAUUAAGUUAUAGAUCAUAUAGAUAUUAACCAUUCCAAUCAUCAUGGCAUCUUCAUCAGCAUCAGACUCAGCCACCGAUAAGGCUGCCUUACCAUUCACCGAACAACAUUACUUUUCAUCGUAUGAUCAUUUUGGUAUUCAUGAAGAAAUGUUAAAGGAUACUACUCGUACUUUAAGUUAUAGAUCUGCUAUGUAUAAGAAUAAAGAAUUAUUUAAAAACAAAGUGGUAUUGGAUGUUGGUUGUGGUACUGGUAUUCUUUCUAUGUUUGCUGCCAAAUCUGGUGCCAAACAUGUUUAUUCUGUUGAUAUGUCUAAUAUUAUUGAUAAAGCUAAAGAAAUUAUUAAUUUAAAUGGAUUUGAAGAUAAAAUUACUUUAAUUCAAGGUAAAUUAGAAGAUAUUACUUUACCGGUUGAUACUGUUGAUAUCAUUGUUUCAGAAUGGAUGGGUUAUUUCCUUUUAUAUGAAUCAAUGUUAGAUACUGUAUUAUAUGCUAGAGAUAAAUAUUUAGCUAAAGAUGGGUUAAUCUUACCUGAUAAAUGUGCUAUGUAUAUUGCUGGUAUUGAAGAUGGUCAAUAUAAAGAUGAAAAAAUCCAUUAUUGGGAAGAUGUUUAUGGAUUUGAUUAUUCUCCAUUCAUUAAUGUUGCUAUGGUUGAACCAUUGGUUGAUACUGUUGAUAAUAAUUCCUUAAUUACUACUCCUCAUAAAUUUUUUGAAUUUGAUAUUAAUACCGUUACUAAAGAACAAUUAGCUUUCCAUAGUAAAUUCGAAUUAGAAGCCAUUGAUACUGAUUUAUGUCAUGCUUAUGUUGUUUAUUGGGAUGCUAUCUUCCCUGGUAAAGAAAAAGUUGUCUUGCCAACUGGUCCAAUGAAUCAUUAUACUCAUUGGAAACAAACUGUAUUUUAUAUGGAUCAAGUGUUAGAUCUUAAAAAGGGGGAUAAGAUUGAAGGUAGUAUUGCUUCCAGACCAAAUGCCACCAAUCCAAGAGAAUUAGACAUUGAAAUCGAAUGGGGAGUUAAAACCACUGGUAAAGAUAAAACCAGAGAAGUAAAUGGUAAAUAUAAUUAUUUCAUGCGUUAGAUACAAUUCAUUCCUUCAUUCAUUUACAAAUUAUAUGGCAUUUAGUAUAUUCUAGCUUUCUCCUUUCUUCAUACUUCCUUUUCUCCAACUUCUUCUUCUUUUUAUUAUGUUUUUCUUCUUACUAUGUAUUAAUAUGUCUUGAAAGUAGAAUAUAAAUUUAAUAUAGCAUUUCAAU